UCUCCUGAGCUGCUUAGAAGUAAAAGUUUAAAUAGGUUUUUUAUUUUCAGUGAGUCCUGCUGGCAACAGGCUCACUGCAUCGCGGGACUAAGGGGAGAAGAAGCGAACUCACCUGACUGCAGAGUGGAUUGGGCUUCUUGGCUACUGGACAUUAGCUCCAGAGGGACGAUCACAGGUUCAGCCUGGAUGGGUCCCGGAGCCGCGCCGCCGGCCCCCUUACAGAGCCAGAAGAGCGAAGAGGUCCGGAGAAAGCGGCGGCAGAAGACGUUCCUGUCUUCAAAUAAGGUGUUACAGCCCUGAACUCAAAAUAAAGAACAUAUAACCAGGAAAGGGAGACCCCUGACUGAAGGCACAUGAGCUCCCAGGAAUCAGCAGCCCCACAGGGCUCGGAGCCCAGUGAUCCUCUUGCGGGUGUACUUAUUGAGGACAAGAAUAAAUUUAAGACAUGCAGUCAGAUUGGAUUCUACAGAAGGCAAAAACUCUUUCACCCGGAUCAGUCACUAUACCUGGCUCAGUUGGACACACUGAAAGUAGAGAAUGGCAUUGUCACGCUCAAUAUCAUUCAUCAGGAAACAAAGGUCCCACUGCAGCUUCAGAUUAUCGCAAUUGAGGGAAAUAUAUUAAGACUGAAAAUCAAUGAUGUUUUUCCAUCAAAACCCAGAUUUGAGGUUCCUGAUGUUUUGGUGAAGGAACCAACCGCUCAGUGGCUGAAAAUCUCCCAGCAGGAAACAGGCAGCGUGAUUCUGGAAUGCCCAAGUGCCUCUAGUAAAGUGCACAUCACUGCCCAUCCCUUCUCUAUGCUGGUAACUCAGGAAGACAAGGCCCUGAUUGGUGUCAAUUCCCAGGGACUGUUGUACUUUGACCAUCUGCUCUCACCACCACCAAAGAGUGAGCGGAGAGAGACAGCCCUUGAAGUUCCGCAGCCUUCCUCUGAGGAACUGUUUGGACUCUGGAGAGAAGAGUUCGAAAACGAUCUGGACAUGAAAUUAAACGGUGGCUCUGUAGGGCUGGAUUUUACCUUGCAUGGGUUUGAAUAUGUUUGCGGCAUUCCAGAACAUGCAGAGACACACUGGCUGAAAAACACAGGGGAAAGUGACGCUUAUCGACUCUACAACUUGGAUGUAUUUGGGUACCCAAUCUUUGAUAAAAUGGGCACAUAUGGAUCUGUGCCCCUGCUGCUAGCACAUAAUCCUAUACAGACCUGUGGAAUUUUCUGGCUGAAUGCAUCAGACACUUUAGUAGAAAUCAAGUCGAAAGCAGCCUUACAGUCUCAUUUGCGCACAACUUCUCCUGAUACCCCAAAACUAAGGGCAGUACCCAAAGUGGACGUUAGAUGGAUGUCAGAGAGUGGGAUAGUGGAUGUCUUCUUGUUACUGGGACCUGCACCUCAGGAUGUGUUUAAACAAUAUGUACAACUAACAGGUGGUCAGGCCUUUCCUCCUCUGUUCUCACUGGGUUAUCACCAGUGUCGCUGGAACUAUGAGGAUGAGGCAGAUGUUGACGCUGUGGAUUCAGGUUUUGAUGAACACAAUGUCCCCUAUGAUGUCAUCUGGUUGGACAUUGAGCACACGGAUGGAAAGAGAUAUUUUACCUGGGACAAGAACAGGUUUCCAGAUCCUCUCAAGAUGCAAGAGAAACUGCGGGAGAAAAGACGCAAACUAGUUGUCAUCUCUGACCCUCACAUUAAAGUGGAUCCAGGCUACACCUUGUACACUGAGGCCAAAGAAAAAGGGUACUUUGUGAAAGACCGUGAUGGACGGGACUUUGAGGGCAACUGCUGGCCAGGUGUCUCCUGUUAUCUGGACUUUACAAACCCUGCAGCCCGGGAAUGGUACUCCUCUCAGUUCUCACUUGAUAAAUACAAAAACUCCACAGAUAUCUUGUUUGUUUGGAAUGAUAUGAACGAGCCCUCAGUCUUUAAAUCGCCUGAAGGAACCAUGCCAAAGCAUGCAGUGCAUCACCAGGGAUGGGAACACAAGGAUCUCCAUAAUCUCUAUGGGUUCUACCAGCAAAUGUCCACAUCAGACGGCCUGAUUCGACGGUCAGGGGGGCAGGAGAGACCAUUCGUCCUGACAAGGUCUUUUUUUGCUGGAUCUCAGCGUUACGGUGCAGUAUGGACUGGAGAUAACAAAGCAGAGUGGGGGUAUCUGAAAAUCUCUGUCCCAAUGUUGCUUACUCUCAGUGUGACGGGGAUAUCCUUCUGUGGAGCUGAUGUUGGCGGUUUUGUUGGAGAUCCAGAUCCUGAGCUAAUUGUCCGCUGGUACCAGGCCGGCUCCUUCCAACCUUUUUUUCGAGGUCACGCUAUGAAAGACACAAAGCGCCGGGAACCAUGGCUGUUUGGUGACGAUAAUUGUAACAUAAUCAGGAAAGUGAUAAAGGAACGCUAUUCUCUGCUCCCAUAUUGGUACCUACUCUUCUACCGAACACAUCUGUUUGCUGAGCCAGUGAUGAGACCUUUGUGGGUAGAAUUUCCUCAGUGUGCAGAUGCCUUUGAAGUGGAAAAUCAGUAUAUGCUAGGAAACGGUUUACUGGUUGCCCCAGUGUUAGACCCUGGCGUCACUUCCAUCGAUGUGUUCUUUCCUGGCCCAGGAGAGUACUGGUACAACUUUAGGAAAUAUGAGCGUGUUAAGGGAUCACACAGACAAGAAGUGGACGUGACUUUGGAAGAGAUUCCAGUAUAUCAGCGCGGUGGCUCCAUUAUCCCCCUGCACACAGUUACUGGAAAGUCCACAGGCUGGAUGGCUGGUUCUCCAUAUGAGCUACAUGUAGCACUGGAUAGGAAGGGAUCGGCUGUAGGGGAGCUCUAUGUAGAUGAUGGUCACUCCUUGCAGUACCUUCACCAGCACAUGUUCAGCUACAGAAGAUUCACUUUUACUAAGAAUGUCCUGUAUUCCAGAUCUGCAGACAAAGUAGGACGUUACCCCGUGGAUUCCAUCCUGGAAAAAGUUCAUGUAAUUGGUGUAAAGAGAUCACCUACUGAAGUCACCGUACAUAACACUGGAGGAGAGAGGAAGAAGGUGAACUAUGUCUACAGGAAAGAGGUCUCUGUCCUGAGCCUGGAGAACUUGUCCCUGGGGGUCUGCGCAGACUGGGAGAUCCACAUCACCUGAUGUGACACUCUGAGUUGCCCGGGAUGCUGCUGCCUCGGUGUAGCCGGGAUCCCCUGUAACAGUUAGAUUAUAUAUGUGUAUUUUAAUGCAGAUCAUUUUUUUCAAUUAUACGCAUUAACAGGUAACCCUGAUAUCACCUGUUUUUGUUUUUAUUUUGCACUAUUGUGGGCUUUUAUUUUCUUAAAAUGUAUAAAAUUUGCCAGUACAGUGGUUCCCAAACUGUUUUGAAUCACGGCGCUUUAGAGUAGCAGAAUGUUUCUCACAGCACCCCUAGGCCAAAAGUUUCUUAGUGAGAAAUUUUAGUUAAAAAUAUGACAUUUAGUAAAUUGUGUUUGUGUGUCAUCCUUAGGGUCAGUUGUGUGGUGAGGGACAGGAUUUGCUUCUGUCUGUCCACAUAUGUUAUGAGUGGCAGCCACCAGCACCGGUUUUACCUAUUACAUUGACCUUAACUAAUUUGAAUUGGUCCUGGACCACCAAUCCAAGGCACCCCAGCAAGUGCCCUUAAGCACCCCAGGGUGCAAUGGCACACAGUUUGAGAACCACUGUGCUAGUGUAUUGAAUCAAUGAUAAAUGUGCAGUUCAUUUUUAGAGCUCAAAAUGGCCAAGAUAAUGGAAAAACCAAUACAAGAAUAAAAUGUUUUACUGAAAUAGA
Pseudophryne corroboree (corroboree frog) is the source of this 3762-nucleotide messenger RNA. It is a transcript of the gene GANC, whose product is annotated as glucosidase alpha, neutral C. The record is from RefSeq and is a predicted model, not a curated record. Gene Ontology annotation, biological process: carbohydrate metabolic process; N-glycan processing. Bases 354 to 3110 code for a protein of 918 amino acids. The transcript is spliced from 25 exons. Lineage: Eukaryota; Metazoa; Chordata; Amphibia; Anura; Myobatrachidae. Gene Ontology annotation, molecular function: alpha-1,4-glucosidase activity; carbohydrate binding.